ACUCCACACCGGUCGCUUUCCUCUGACUCCGCUGUUGUUUGAGGACCUGAUUGAGGACCAUGGGCCUACUGGACGUCUUCUUCUCCAUCAGAGACCGAGCUGAGAAGUUUCUGAACGAGAAAAACGUGGUGACAGAUUUUCUGGGGAAGCUGGAGGAGAAAACAGGGAUAAAGAAGAAGAUCAUCGCAGCUGGUGCCGUCUCAGUGACCGGACUCUACCUGGUGUACGGAUAUGGUGCCUCCCUCCUCUGCAACCUGAUUGGCUUCGUCUAUCCAGCUUAUUAUUCAAUCAAAGCCAUCGAAAGUGCGAGCAAAGAAGACGACACAAAAUGGCUGACGUACUGGGUGGUGUAUGGCGUCUUCAGCUUGGGCGAGUUCUUCUCCGACAUUUUCCUCUACUGGUUUCCAUUUUACUACGCUUUUAAGUGUCUCUUCCUGUUGUGGUGCAUGGCCCCGAUGUCGUGGAACGGCUCCCAGAUCAUCUACAACAAAGUGGUUCGGCCCGUCUUCCUGCGCCACGAGGCCACGGUGGACAACAUGGUGAACGACCUCAGCGGGAAGGCAAUGAGCGCCGCCGAAAACCUCACCAGAGAAGUCCUGUCUACUCUGGUGAAGAAUAAAUCUCUGGUGACUCCGAUGCCGUCGGUCGCUCAGUCCGAACCUAAAAGUUUACCGAGUUCAUCGACAGAAACAUCAGCAGCUAAAAUAUCUCCAUCACAACCGAGUGAAGAACGGCUGCCUUUCCUGGGUUAACCAGUGUGGAUGAAGUCAGUGUAGACUGACGUCCUUCAGGUAGCAGCAGAGGAAGAAGAGGAGACUCAGUGAGGAAUCAUCACCCAUCAAGAAACAUACCUCCUGUCAAAGAGACUGAUUUCCUUUUUAUAUCAGAUAUGUUAUAUUUCUAUACCAGUCUAUAACAGGAUUCAAUGUCAGAUGCACGCACUGUUUCUUAUGGUUGUUUUCAGUUUAUUUAUUUAUUUGUAUUUAUUGAUGUUUUUUUUUUUGAUGAGAAGCACCUGGAACCAGCCUGUAAACUAACAGACAAACUCCCUGUUCUCCACCAAGGGGCGGUGUUUCCCCUUAUUACUGCAUUUGUGUGUGUGUGUGUGUGUGUGUAUGUGUGUGU
This is a messenger RNA of Seriola dumerili (greater amberjack), 1125 nucleotides long. RefSeq names its product receptor expression-enhancing protein 6-like (gene reep6). The coding region runs from base 60 to 752 and encodes 230 amino acids. The transcript has 8 exons. The record is from RefSeq and is a predicted model, not a curated record. NCBI's taxonomy places the organism in Eukaryota, Metazoa, Chordata, Actinopteri, Carangiformes, Carangidae.